Molecule: messenger RNA, 726 nt
Organism: Penicillium argentinense
Lineage: Eukaryota; Fungi; Ascomycota; Eurotiomycetes; Eurotiales; Aspergillaceae
Product: OSTA/TMEM184 family protein
Exons: 6
Coding region: 1-726 (241 amino acids)
Biological process (GO): transport
Molecular function (GO): transporter activity
Source: RefSeq, a predicted model, not a curated record
AUGAUCUUCGGCUUGAUGGCACAACAUGCGAUGCGAAUGGGCAAUCCGAAUCAACAGCUCAAGAUCAUGCGGAUUUGCCACCUGAUUCCCUCCUUCCAAGCUUUCUCCUACGCCGCCAUCUGCUUUCCAAACUCCUGGGUCUACCUACAAGGAUUUACCGAGGCGUUUCAAGGAAUCGCCAUCUACGCCUUCCUCAUAAAUGGUCUUGACUUCUUGAACUUGACCUGGUGGUCUGUUCUGCAAUACCCGGUCGUCGCCAUUGUCACUGCCUUUGCUCAGCUCGCAACACAGGCGGCGAAGGUCUACUGUGUUGAAAGCAAUCCGCCCAAGUUUGCUCAUAUCUGGCUCCAAGUACUGAUAGCUCUCUCGACCUCGGUGGCCGUCAACGCCAUCCUCCAAUUCUACAUGCACAUGAAGGGCUACAUGAAAGAACACAUCCCGCUCCUGAAACUGACAAUCCUCUUCCUAAUCCUCGCCGGCGUCCAAGUCCUCAAAGAAACCAAAAUACUCUCCUACGCCGACGUUCACAUGGGUAUCCCAACAAUGGUCAUCUGCGUGGAAAUGGUUCCCCCAUGCUUCCCCGUCGUCUACGCCUGCAGUACCAAGCCCUACACAAUCUCUCACAUGCCACGCCUCAUCAAGCCAGGAUCCUACCACCCCCUCGGCGAGGAUGGGGAUCAACAGACGAUGCUGGGUGGUGAACUGAAGCGGUAUCAGGGAAGUUGA